Molecule: messenger RNA, 1019 nt
Organism: Capsella rubella
Lineage: Eukaryota; Viridiplantae; Streptophyta; Magnoliopsida; Brassicales; Brassicaceae
Product: chlorophyll a-b binding protein 1, chloroplastic
Exons: 1
Coding region: 79-879 (266 amino acids)
Biological process (GO): photosynthesis, light harvesting in photosystem I; response to light stimulus
Cellular component (GO): chloroplast thylakoid membrane; chloroplast envelope; plastoglobule
Source: RefSeq, a predicted model, not a curated record
CACCGUAACCUAACCAUCCAAUUCAUCACAACUUAACUAAGAGUAAGAGCCUUUUACUUGCACCACAGUCUAACCGCAAUGGCCGCCUCGACAAUGGCUCUCUCCUCUCCUGCUUUGGCUGGAAAGGCCGUCAAGCUAUCCCCGGCGGCCUCUGAAGUUUUUGGUACCGGCCGAGUAACCAUGCGCAAAGCCUCCAAACCCACCGGUCCAUCCGGCAGCCCAUGGUACGGAUCCGACCGCGUCAAGUACUUGGGUCCGUUCUCUGGCGAGCCACCAAGCUACCUCACAGGAGAAUUUCCCGGUGACUACGGGUGGGACACUGCUGGUCUAUCCGCCGAUCCCGAGACUUUCGCCAGAAACCGUGAGCUAGAAGUUAUCCACAGCAGAUGGGCCAUGUUAGGAGCCCUAGGCUGCGUUUUCCCUGAGCUAUUGGCGAGGAAUGGAGUGAAGUUCGGAGAAGCGGUUUGGUUCAAGGCUGGAUCACAGAUCUUCAGUGACGGAGGAUUGGACUACUUGGGCAACCCGAGUUUGGUCCACGCUCAGAGCAUUCUAGCCAUUUGGGCCACUCAAGUGAUCCUCAUGGGAGCUGUGGAAGGUUACAGAGUUGCCGGAGAUGGUCCGUUGGGAGAAGCAGAGGACUUGCUUUACCCAGGUGGCAGCUUCGACCCAUUGGGUCUUGCUACUGACCCCGAGGCUUUCGCUGAGUUGAAGGUGAAGGAACUUAAGAACGGGAGGUUGGCUAUGUUCUCUAUGUUUGGAUUCUUUGUUCAAGCCAUCGUCACCGGAAAGGGACCGUUGGAGAACCUUGCUGACCAUUUGGCUGAUCCAGUCAACAACAACGCAUGGGCCUUCGCCACUAACUUCGUCCCCGGAAAGUGAGUUUAUAAUUCGUGAUCAAGUUGUGUAUCUCUGGUUUGUUGAAUCUUGGAAAUGUGAUGGUGAUUUUAUCUCUUGUAAAUUACUUUUGUAAGUGUGAAAUAUUUAAGAAGCUUUGUAAAAUUAAUGGAUCGGUUUACUUA